Molecule: messenger RNA, 956 nt
Organism: Schizosaccharomyces octosporus yFS286
Lineage: Eukaryota; Fungi; Ascomycota; Schizosaccharomycetes; Schizosaccharomycetales; Schizosaccharomycetaceae
Exons: 1
Coding region: 79-501 (140 amino acids)
Source: RefSeq, a predicted model, not a curated record
GAUUCCAUUUUCGAAUAUUCAAUUCUUUCUUUCUUUUUGUAAAUAGUUUGUAAUUGGUAAUUGGAUGCGUUAAGAAAGAUGAGUAUUCUUGGAAUUGUCGCGGUAUCAAUCAUUUGUGCGAUUGCCUUUUUAUUUGUUUCCUAUGGAGUUCUCCGUCUAUUAAAUGCUGCUAGAAGAAGAAGCUAUAUGAACAAGGGAGAUUCCUCUUCUACGAGAUCCUGGAAAUUCUUGAAGAAUCCUUUUGCCCGCUCUGGAAAGUUUGAGGCUUUAGAUGCUGAUGAUAUGUGGGACAGUCGAGUCGAGGAAACGGAAUUAAGUACUAUUCCUUCAGCUGCUAAUUAUUUCGAGAAUACUACGGAAAGAUCACCCUUUGUCACCACCGACUUAAACUCUCACAGUGAUUCUUCACCUGCUUCCCAUGAAAAGAAUUCAGAAAGCGAAGCCUUUGCUUCUCCAUUCCACCCAGAGAAUGCACCAUUUUCACAAAACAAAGCUACGUGAAUUCUUCCGUUUUCAUUCUUGGUUCAAGUUUCACAGAUUGUCGCAUUGUUAUUUAAGUUUAAUUUAGUCUUUCACAGUCCUAAAACAAAGGCAUUACUAAACAAGCCAGGUUACGCAUAAGCUUGGAUGAAGAUUCUUUCCUUUCCUUUUAUACCUCCUAUAUAGUGAAGCGUGUUUAGAACAUCCUUUUUGAUUUUCCGACUUUUUCUUCUAUAUUAUUAAUUCCUCCAUUUACUGCCGUUCAUUGCUUUCAUAUUUCGUUUGUUUCUGCAUAUUUUUUUUUUGCAAAUCUACAUAUAUAUAUAUAUAUAUAUAAAUAUAUAUUUAACACUUAGAGCAAAUAUGAACAGUUAGUUAUAGAAUUUUUCUUGUUAAAUUUAAAUUCAUAUUCAAGUGCAAUUCUUGAGCCAGUGUUAUUGACAUCUAAUGAUAAUAGCUUUCGUUCAUGAAUUGUU